Adineta ricciae is the source of this 333-nucleotide messenger RNA. The record is from the annotation of a GenBank genome assembly. Lineage: Eukaryota; Metazoa; Rotifera; Eurotatoria; Adinetida; Adinetidae.
AUGACACGACGUCGAAAAUUUCAAAAACCAAUAUCUUAUCCAUCCGUAUCAUCAACCGAUGAGAUUCAAAAGCGACCUUCGCGAAAGCGCCGUCGACGCCGCCACCGUCGGUAUCGAAAUCGGCAAAGUCGUUCCAUGAAUAUGACAACUGAAGUCGCCAUCAAUGCAUUGAAUAUGCUACAAAUCUCCACCGAACCAUUGGAAUUCAUUGAACGGGAUGAAUUAACACGAUAUCAUGCUCUAAAGAUGCCAAUGAAACAACAACCGGUUGUUUUCUUGGUUAAUCAGCAAAAUAUUUCUAUCGAUGACGAUCAUCUUUCGAGUUAUGCGUGA